CUCCAUUGAUUGAUGAGAAAAGGAACACGGCAUGGGUUCAAGAUCAUCAGUACGAGUGGUCGACUCCUGCCUCGUACCGCCCAGCGCCGAGACGCCGCGUAAAGCGCUAUGGCUUUCCGCGCUGGACCUGGUGCUGGCCAACCGAGGCUACACCCCGCUCGUCCAUCUCUACAGCGCCAGUGACCUCGCCGCCGCCGCCACGGACUGGUUUAACGUGGCGAAGCUCAAGAAGUCCAUGGCGAAGGCGCUCGUCCCGUUCUACCCUCUGGCCGGCCGCCUCAGCACGGAUUCUGACGGCCGUAUAGAGGUCAACUGCAACGCGGAGGGCGCGCUGUUCGUGGUCGCCCACUCCGAUCACACCGUCGAGGACUUCAGGGACUCGCCGGAGCUAAGGAAGCUGCUCUGUCCUCGCGUCCAGCAGUCGUCCGUCAUACUGGCCGCACAGGUGACCUUCUUGAGGUGCGGCGGCGCAGUCAUAGGUACGGCGGGGCACCACGCCGUGGUGGACGGCGCCAGCAUGUUCCAUUUCAUCCGGACGUGGGCGAGGUACUGCAGGGACGGCGAGCGCGCCGCGAUAGAGCCACCGUUCCACGACCGCCGCCUCCUCCGCGCGCGGUCCCCGCCCAUCGUCCGCCCCGAAACCGUCCCCAUGUUCUGCAGCAGGCUAGCCAUGCACGAGCCGUCGCCGACGUCCGCCGUCGCGACCGAGGUCUUCGCCUUCUCCAAGGACCAGCUUCGCGCCCUCAAGCGUCACUGCGGCGGCGCCAGCACGUUCUGCGCCGUGAGCGCGCUCGUGUGGCGGUGCGUCUGCGUCGCCCGCAGGCUGGACCCGGACACCGUCACCCGCAUGAACUUUCCCGUGGACGUCAGGCGCCGGCUUGAGCCGCCGCUCCCGGACGGGUACUUCGGCAACGGGGUCGUCAACGUCUUCGCCACCGCCGCGGUGAGGGACGUCGUGUCGGAGACGCUGGCCUCCGUUGCCAACCGAAUAAAAGGCACGACGGAGCGGUUCGACGACGGGCUGCUGAGGUCGGCGGUGGACUACUUCGAGAUGGAGGCGGAGAAGGGCGGGCGGCCGGAGCACAGCGGGAACCUGCCGGAGACGGAGCUGCGGAUGAACAGCUGGUACCACCUGCGCACGUACGAGGCCGACUUCGGGUGGGGGAAGCCGCGCGUGAUGACGCGGGCGGAGGCCGUGCGCGGCGGCUGGGUGUACCUCUUGGAUGCGGGCUGCGGCGACGGCAGCGCGCACCUGCUCGUCUCCUUGGAGGCGGCCACUCUCGAGAAAUUCCAGCGCGCGAUCGCCACAUGUGGAGCUCUAGCCAACGCACAUGCAAGGCUAUGAGCCUAGGCCCUAGGACCAUAAGCUUGCACGUGAUUAAAUUUAGGGAGCAUCUAUUUUUAUUAAGUUUAAUUCUUGCUUUGACUCUUCGCUAGGUGCCGAAAAUAUUCAAACAAUUUUCAAAUUGGACUCAUGGUUCAAGGGAUACAAAAGGUUCAAAUUUA
Molecule: messenger RNA, 1506 nt
Organism: Lolium perenne
Lineage: Eukaryota; Viridiplantae; Streptophyta; Magnoliopsida; Poales; Poaceae
Product: hydroxycinnamoyltransferase 4
Molecular function (GO): acyltransferase activity, transferring groups other than amino-acyl groups
Source: RefSeq, a predicted model, not a curated record